Aspergillus costaricaensis CBS 115574 is the source of this 303-nucleotide messenger RNA. RefSeq lists its product as uncharacterized. Bases 1 to 303 code for a protein of 100 amino acids. Lineage: Eukaryota; Fungi; Ascomycota; Eurotiomycetes; Eurotiales; Aspergillaceae. The record is from RefSeq and is a predicted model, not a curated record. The transcript has 3 exons.
AUGGCUCAGAACCUCGCUUUUCUUGUGUUCCUGCUGGUUCCUGGGGUCCAUGGCUGUGGAAUUCAACCCAUGGGUAUAUACGUCUCUCGGCGCAUCUUUCAAUGGAUGAAGGUUCAUAUGAAGGACAACCUGUAUAUGAAGUUCAAAAAUCAAAAAGCAAGGGCCAAGCGUGGAUCGAACACGCGACCUAAAGAUCUGCAAUCUCUCGCUCGUACCACUGAGCUAUUGACCCGUUUGCUUGGCAAGGUGGCAAAACUUGUGCUCUACAAGCGGUGCCAUAUCCUUCCGCUGAUAGUCUACUGA